Messenger RNA from Trifolium pratense (red clover), 5280 nucleotides. RefSeq lists its product as uncharacterized. The record is from RefSeq and is a predicted model, not a curated record. Gene Ontology annotation, molecular function: RNA-DNA hybrid ribonuclease activity; nucleic acid binding. Gene Ontology annotation, biological process: DNA integration. The coding region runs from base 1 to 5280 and encodes 1759 amino acids. Lineage: Eukaryota; Viridiplantae; Streptophyta; Magnoliopsida; Fabales; Fabaceae. The transcript has a single exon.
AUGGUGACACGCCGCAUAGCAACUUCGUCGGAUUCCAUUUUGGGAGACAAUGACCCCAACCAGCAGCUUGUUGACCUGCUGGCAGCAGUGCGGGUGCUUCAAGAACAAAACUUAGUGCAGCAACAACGGAAUGAGGAGCAUCAUCGCCUUCAGGAUGAAGCUCGGGCUCGAGAGACCGAACUGAGAACGCAGUUGGAACAACGUGAGCGUGAGCGCAAGGAACAGAUGGAAGCUAGGGAGAGGGAGUUGAGGCAACAAAUCGAUCUCCUACGAAACAAUGUUGUCGGUGCGGAAACUACCAGAAUGAUGCCCAAAGUCUUCCAGCCCUUUUCGGAGGAAAUCCAAGCAGUAGUUGUUCCUCGCCAUUUUCGUGAGCCAACAAUCGAUUCCUAUGAUGGAUCAGGUGAUCCUCAAAGUCACGUCUCAACUUUCCAAACACAGAUGUUCAUAAGCGGAGCUGACGACACACUGAGCUGUAAGAUUUUUGCUGGUACUCUAAAAGAUGUGGCUCAUAAGUGGAUUGCAGGGCUUCCUGCUAGGUCAGUUACGAGUUUUGAAGACCUUGCAACUCGUUUCGUGGCCCAGUUUGCAGCGAACAGUGAGAAGCCGUUCUUGUUAGCUGAUUUGUUUGAUGUUCGUCAGCGCCAAACUGAAUCGCUGAAGAAUUACUUGGCACGUUUCAACAGCGCCACGCUCAAAGUGACAGAGCCCAACGAGGAUAUCUUUGUCAUGGCUUUCGAGAAAGGGCUAAGCUCAGGAACUUUCAGUGAAGCUUUGACUCUGCGUAAGGCGAAUUCCAUGAAUGAGAUUCGAAUGAGAGCAGAAAAGCACAUUGAAGCUGAAGACUUUGCUCGCGAGAAAGGAUCCAGGGAGAUACGAGGAAAGGACCAAACAACCGAAGACCGAAGAGAAAGGAUGAAGAAGAGGUUGGGAAGAGAUGAUGUGCCGAGGAAUUCUCGUAAUGAGCGGGUAGAUAGACCAGAGCGCGAUGCACCGCCCAGAGUAAAUUCUUGGGACGAAAAUUUCACUCCUCUAACUAAGAGGAGAUCUCAAAUACUUAAGGAGGUGAUGAACACUCAGAUCAUUAAGCGACCACCCCCAAACCCUCGUCCCAUGGGAGAUGAAGCUGGUCAGUGGUGUGAAUACCAUAGAGCAUAUGGACAUAACACGGAUAAUUGUCGAACUCUCCGUAUGCAUAUUGAGAAGCUGGUACAAGAGGGUCAUCUAGGAAGGUAUGUGCAAGGAAGAGGUGGAGGUCAUCACGACAAGAGGCCAGCUCCUAACAAAAACACAAGUCGGUCUCCAAAGCGUGGACGAGGAAAAGAGAAAUCGCAAGACAAAGAGUCAGGAGGAGAACAUGAAAGGAAGGAUCGGGGAAUUGUAAACACCAUUGCUGGAGGAUUCUCAGGAGGCGGAGCAACCAGCUCAGCUAGGAAAAGAUACUCGCGUUCUUCCCUGACUUGUAAUAUGGUGGGAGUCUAUGCAUUCAAAGAGCACCCUCAGAUUUCCUUUACUUUCCAGGAUUUCGCAGGGAUAUAUCCUCAUGAUGAUGACCCCUUAGUCAUAUCUGUGGUCACCGCUGGUUUCCAAAUCAAGCGGGCAAUGGUGGACACCGGAAGCUCAGCAAAUGUUCUAUUCUUGGAGGUCUUUGAAAAAUUAGGUUUACCUAAAGAGGUCAUGAGGGAACACCGAGGAGCUUUACUAGGGUUCUCGGGAGAGUCAGUGGAAAUCAUAGGGUACGUGGACUUGCGUACUACAUUUGGAGAAGGUGGGAAUGCAAAAACUAUAAUAGUAAAGUACAUUAUAGUGGACGCACAAUCAUCCUACAACUUUAUUUUAGGAAGACCAGCACUAAAUGGUUUGGGAGCAGCAGUUUCAACUGCUCACUUGUGCAUCAAGUACCCACUGCAAGGAGAUGGUGUUGGAACUAUCAAAGCAGAUCAAUCGACGGCAAGAAAGUGCUACGACGACAGUUUGCGAAGCAGGAAGGUUGAAAGGGGAAAGUUAGUUAAUGAUCAACGUUGGAACUUUUUGGAUCUCGAUCCAAGAGACCUCAGUAGGGAAGAGGAGGAGUGGCGCCCGAGACCAGCAGAGGAAGUGAAAGAAAUUCAGAUUGGAGCAGAGCCAGGACAAAAAACUAAGGUGGGGACAUCUUUGUCAGAAGCAAUGGAGGAGGAGCUGAGGCAUACACUUAGAAAGAAUAUAGAUCUAUUUGCAUGGUCUGCCAAAGAUAUGCCAGGAAUAGAUCCAAAUUUCAUAUGUCACCGUUUGGCCAUCAGCUUGGAUGCUAAGGUUGUGCAGCAGCGAAAACAGAAGAUGAGCUUAGAAAAGCAGAAAGCAAUAGAAGAAGAGACUCAGAAGCUGGUAAAGGCAAACUUUAUCCGUGAGGUGAAAUACCCGACCUGGCUCGCAAAUGUGGUGAUGGUGAAGAAGUCUUCAGGGAAAUGGAGAAUGUGCACGGACUAUACUAAUUUAAACAAGGUGUGUCCUAAAGAUGCCUACCCACUACUUAGCAUCGAUCAAUUGGUGGACAAUGCUUCAGGGUGUGGACUCCUUAGUUUUAUGGAUGCAUACUCAGGCUAUAACCAGAUAAGAAUGCAUCCAGAAGAUGAGGAGAAGACUGCUUUCAUGACCGAUAGAGCUAAUUUUUGCUACAAAGUUAUGCCAUUUGGUUUAAAAAAUGCUGGAGCUACAUAUCAACGGUUGAUGGAUAAAGUUUUCAAGAAUGAGAUUGGCAAAACUAUAGAGGUGUACGUGGAUGAUAUGGUGGUAAAAUCAGCCCAAGAGAGGGAUCACCAAAGUAGUCUUAGUAAGGUGUUUGGCUUAUUGAGAAAGUAUGACAUCAAACUAAAUCCUGAAAAGUGUUCAUUCGGAGUUCAGGCUGGAAAAUUCCUAGGUUUCAUGCUGACCAGGAGAGGGAUAGAGAUAAAUCCAGAGAAAUGUGCAGCCAUCAUGGAGAUGAGGAGUCCCAUCAGUGCGAAGGAGGUACAACGGUUAAUAGGAAGAAUCGCUUCACUCACAAGGUUCUUGCCAUGCUCAGCAGACAAAAAUCUUCCAUUUUUUCAAUUACUUAGAAAAAAUGAAAAGUUUUGUUGGACUGAGGAAUGUGAAGGAGCUUUUCAGAAGUUGAAGGAAUUUUUGACAACACCACCCAUUCUUGUAAAGCCAAAGUUGGGCACUCCACUAAUACUAUAUUUGGCUGUAUCUGAGAAGGCUUGUAGCUCGGUGCUUGUUCAAGAGGAGGGUAAGGAGCAGAAACCUGUGUACUUCACAAGUAAAGUAUUACAUGGAGCCGAGCUACGAUACCAAAAAAUUGAGAAAGUUGCGCUAGCCUUGCUUUCCUCCGCUAGAAGGCUCAGACCUUAUUUUCAGAGUCACACUAUAAUAGUUCGAUCAGACCAACCAAUCAGACAAGUACUGCAAAAACCAGAUUUAGCGGGGAGAAUGGUUACCUGGUCAGUGGAAUUGUCUGAGUUUGACAUCAUUUUUGAGCCAAGGGGAGCCAUAAAGGCGCAGGCUUUGGCAUAUUUCAUAGUGGAGAUGACAACAGAAAAAGGAAGUCUUGCACCUGUUAGUUGGAUUCUAUCAGUGGAUGGCUCAUCCAACCUGAAGGGAAGUGGGGCAGGAGUGACGUUGGAAGGACCAGAUGGUGUUUUGAUCGAACAAUCUUUAAGGUUCGAAUUUAAAGCAAGUAAUAAUCAGGCGGAGUACGAGGCUUUGGUAGCGGGAAUGCGUUUGGCAUUGGAAGUGGGAGUUAAAGAGCUCGAAGCAAGAAGUGAUUCACAGCUGGUUACUGGACAGGUGACCGGAAGUUUUCAAACAAAGGACCCUCAACUUUCGAAGUACCUUGAAAAAGUGGCUAAGUUAAUUCAGAAAUUCAAAAGCUUCAAAUUGUCGCAUGUUCCAAGAGAUCAAAACAGCAGAGCAGAUUUGUUGGCUAGGUUGGCCAGUACCAAACGACCAGGGAGUAACAGAUCAGUGAUCCAAGAGACUUUGGCACGUCCAAGUAUAGAUCAAGAAGAGCUCUUGUUCGUAACAGAAGAGUUGGAGUCAUGGAUGGGAGAUAUUAUUCGAUACCUAAAGGAAGACCAACUUCCAGGGCAGGAAAAUGAGGCUCUAAGAGUCAAGAAGAAAGCAACCAAGUUUGUUAUCAUUUCAGACCAACUUUUUAAGAGGGGUUUUUCUAGCCCACUUCUAAAAUGUUUGGCUCCUAAGCAAGCUGAGUAUGUGACAGCUGAGGUGCAUGAAGGGGCCUGUGGAAGUCAUAUUGGAGGACGAGCUCUUGCGGCGAAGGUUCUUCGAGCAGGUUACUAUUGGCCGACGAUGAAAGAGGAUUGUGCUGAUUAUGUAAAGAAGUGCGAUAAGUGUCAAAGGUUCUCAAAUCUCCACCAUGCACCUCCGGAACAUCUAAGCUCGGUGGUUUCCCCAUGGCCCUUUUUUAAAUGGGGAGUUGAUAUUUUAGGUCCAUUUCCGGAGGCAGCGGGUCAGGUGAAAUUUUUAGUAGUUGCUGUGGACUACUUUACUAAGUGGAUAGAAGCAGAACCAGUGGCCACCAUCACAGCUGAAAGGAUCAGAAAGUUCUAUUGGAAGAAGAUUAUAUGUAGGUUUGGUCUCCCGGCAGUGCUAGUAACCGACAAUGGAACACAAUUUGCCAGCUCACGUGUUGCUGAUUUCUGCAAGGAAUGGGGAAUAAAACUUAGCUUCACAUCGGUGGAACACCCUCAAACAAAUGGUCAAGCUGAGUCGGCUAACAAGGUAAUCUUGCAAGGUUUGAAGAAAAGGUUGGAGGCAGCUAAAGGGUUAUGGGUAGAAGAAUUACCAAUGGUCUUGUGGUCUUACCAUACUACCCCUCACUCUUCCACUCAAGAAACUCCAUUCAAAAUGGUGUAUGGAUCAUAUGCUAUGAUUCCAAUCGAGAUCAAUGAACCUAGUGCGAGAGUCCUUUUUGCUCGUUUGGAAGAGAAUUCUAUUAACCUGCAGGCCAAUUUAGACCUCCAGGAUGAAGUUCGAAAUCGAGCACAUGUGAAAGAGGAGGCUUGUAAAAGAAGAGCAGCUAGAAGAUAUGAUUCAAAAGUCAAGAAAAGGAUUAUUAAGGAAGGGGAUUUAGUGCUGAGAAGGAAACCAGGAGUAAAGACACCUGGAAAGCUCUUCCCACACUGGGAAGGUCCAUUCAGAGUUAAGGAAGAUUUAGGGAAGGGAGCUUAUCGUUUGGAGCAUUUAGGUGGUAGUAAGGUACCGCGGACUUGGAAUGCGGCAAACCUCCGUUAUUACUUCAGCUAA